This is a messenger RNA of Aspergillus heteromorphus CBS 117.55, 949 nucleotides long. RefSeq lists its product as uncharacterized. The record is from RefSeq and is a predicted model, not a curated record. Lineage: Eukaryota; Fungi; Ascomycota; Eurotiomycetes; Eurotiales; Aspergillaceae. Bases 87 to 554 code for a protein of 155 amino acids. The transcript has a single exon.
GUUCAUGGCGCCUGGCCGGAACUGAGGCGCAUGCACGUCAAUUGUAGUUGAUUUCUAGCGAGUUUCGGAUAAGAAAGGCAUUGUUGAUGCCGUCCGUCGCGCCUCCGCGGCGUGAUGUGAUCCGACCAGAUUGUGGUCCGCCCCUUUUUUCCCGCUCUCAUUUCGUCUCGUCUGAUUUCAAUGUCCCGGUUGUGCAAGAGACUAUUGUGGAAACAAGGCAGGCUCGGUUGUCAGGCCAGUGGGCGAGACAGAAAGCGAGCGCGCACGCAGGCCGCGGAUGGCUCAGAUACUCAACGCAACUAGUGGCCCUCUGCAGCUGCACGAAUGCUGAGGGUGGUCGAAUGAGCGGGCGUGCAUGCCGACCUCAGGCUUCGGAGGGUCCUGCAGCUGAGGGAUGGUUGAUCGGCUCCGUUCAGUCGCAGACUCGCAGUCACCACCGGUCGGUGGCUCGCAGACAGACAGACAGACAGUCGAGUCGGAGUCGUAUCUCGGUCGCUGGCUCGUGCAGGCAACGAGAGCACGCUGCAACCACUCAGCUUAUCCCAUCGAUAUGAUUUUCAUCACGACCUUAAUGGCCGCCCAUUAACACUGGCUAUCCGCUGUGGCUUGCAUCCCCGGUGGCAAAUCAGACACCAGUCCAAUCGAUGGAAGGUCUGGAAACGAAUUGAGUUGUGCGAUGAGAGAGGGGAGGCCGUGGACAGGGGGGAGAGGGGGGUGCCCCUGCCGUGCGGUGAGUCGAGACAUGAUAAGACCGGCCGGAGGGUGAGACAAGCGCCCGUCGAUACUCUGUCUGUCGAGUGAUUCAAUCGAGGGUAGAUAGAGUGUAGGAUGUAGGAGGUCAGAAGAGGUCCGUGACCUGAUGGCAUCUCAGCGUCGCGGAUGAGGACGGUCCGUCGAGACUUCUGCGCGCCGCCAUGGGGGCGAAACAACAUCGAUACAUCAGAAGUAG